CAAAAUCGACAAUUGUGCAUCGAGCGCACUGCACAUUAUGGCCGCCACAACGUUGUCCUGGGCUCUGCCAGAUGACUUGCUGGCCAUCUGGCACACUUCGCGCGUGCCCAUACUGCUCGCCGUCGCCACCAUACUCACCUUGAUCCGUCUGACGCAGCGUCUGCGCACGUCGAACCGCGAAAAAUUGUCUGCGUCGCCUAUUCCCGGGUCUCCCCAAGCAGGACCGGAAAAGAAGGACCGGUCGCUGGAAAUUGCGGCGAGAUGGGUCAACGCCGACGGAGUGGUUCCUGAAAAGGCGAAGCCGCUCGAAGAUGAUCAUUUGGAGGACAUUACUGUUGCGGAGCCGCCGCUUGUGCGGCCCAAGCCUGGUCCGAAGAAGGUGACGGGGUCGAAAGUCCCCAAGGCCAAGCGCACCAUCAGCUUCGACGCAACCCGCGACAAGGUGCAGCCGUUGGUGUUCUUCUCGUCGCUUGGCGGGUCUACAGAGGCGCGGGCGAAGCAGCUCGUUGAAGAUUUCGGUGCCUGGACUGAUGCGCUCGCUCUGGAGUCUGAGAAUGCUCCACUUCCGCUGAAGCCUAUCCUGCACGACCUCUCCUACAUCGAGUACGACGAUUUCUUCAUCUCCGCGCCCAAGACCGACGAGAAUAUCAAGUAUUUCUACAUUGUUCUGGUCCCGACCUACAACAUCGAUACUGCCCUGGAUGCCUUCAUCGAACACUUGCAAGAAACGCACCACGAUUUCAGGAUAGACACGGCGCCUUUGUCUGGUAUCCUCGGUUAUGCCGUCUUUGGGUUUGGUGAUAAGGAAGGAUGGGCGACUGAGGAAGAGGGUUUCUGCUCCCAGGGUAAAGACGUGGAUAAAUGGCUGGCCAGGUUGACGGGAAGGAGAAGGGCGUUCCCGCUGGGCAUUGGUGAUGUCAAGAGCGAUGUAGUAGAGCGCCUGAAGGAGUGGCGUCUGGGUGUGCAAGAAGUGUUGCUGGACGUUGCCUCUGGCAAGGGGCUCGGAGAGGGUGUCCCUGGAAGCGGAGACGCAUUGGAGAGUGACGAGGAGGACACCGAGGAUGAGGAUGGGGAAGAAGAGACCCAGCCCUCGAAGCCACGGAAAACUAAACCCAAAUCGGAUCUCAACGACGUGGAAGACCUUGGCCGUAUGGUCCAGACUGAUGCCUCUCCUGAGGAGCCGAUGGAGAUAGAUUUCACGACAUACAAGACGAAGCCAGCGAAAACCUCCCAGCCUGCUCCCAAGGAAAUGGUCCCGAAGACCUCGCCAACGUAUUCAGCUCUGACAAAGCAAGGCUACACUAUCGUCGGAUCUCACUCUGGUGUCAAGAUCUGCCGCUGGACCAAAUCCGCCCUCCGCGGACGUGGCUCCUGCUACAAAUACUCUUUCUACGGUAUCAAGUCGCACCUGUGCAUGGAGACCACUCCAUCGCUAUCGUGCAGCAACAAGUGUGUUUUCUGCUGGCGUCACGGCACCAACCCUGUCGGUACCACCUGGCGCUGGCAGGUUGAUCCACCGGAAGAGAUCUAUAAGGGCGUCACCGAAGGCCACUACAAGAAGAUCAAGAUGAUGCGCGGCGUUCCAGGCGUGCGGGCCGAACGCUUUGCGGAGGCAAUGCGCAUCCGGCACUGCGCUCUCUCGCUCGUCGGUGAGCCCAUCUUCUACCCAUACAUCAACGAGUUCACAAAGAUGCUGCACGAUGAUCACAUCUCGUCCUUCCUUGUCUGCAACGCGCAACAUCCCGCACAACUCGCUACGCUUAAGCCCGUCACGCAACUCUACGUCUCCAUCGACGCAUCCAACAAAGAAUCUCUGCGCAAGGUCGACCGCCCGCUUAACCGCGACUUCUGGGAGCGCUUCUGCGCCUGCCUUGACAUCCUGCGGGAGAAGCGCUUCGAGCAACGCACCGUCUUCCGGCUGACGCUCGUCAAGGGCUUCAAUCUGGAGGACGAGGUGGCCGGGUACGCAGACCUCGUGGCGCGGGGCCUGCCAUGCUUCGUCGAAAUCAAGGGCGUCACGUUCUGCGGCACGAGCACGAGCGCAGCGGCCGGUCUGACCAUGCAGAACGUCCCCUUCUACGCCGAGGUGCAGACGUUCGUGACGGCGCUGAACGACGCCCUGGCGGAGCGCGGCCUCGAGUACGGCAUCGCGGCCGAACACGCGCACAGCUGCUGCGUGCUGCUCGCGUCGACGCGCUUCCGUCGCCGUGGUGCUGAUGGCGAGCUCAAGUGGUGCACGCUCAUUGACUAUGAGCGCUUCUUCGAGCUGCUGGAGAGCGGCGAGCCGUUCAAGCCUGAGGAUUAUAUGGGUGAGGCGACGCCGGAGUGGGCGCUGUGGGGCAAUGGUGGGUUUAACCCCGAGGACGAGCGGGUGUACAGGAAGGGUAAGAACCGCGAUAGGAGCGAUGCGGGACCGGCCGUAGUGGAGAUAUAACGGGAGGGAAGGCAUUUGGGGUUGGCGUACGGCGCUGGAUUGGAUUGGGGUCAAAAAUGGAAUUAUGUAUGAUAUGUCCGGGUAGGGUAGCGGUGACGUGGCAUGAGAGCGGAAGUCGCGUCGGCGCGUCAACCCAAACGUUUACCCAACAUCUGCUUGUUAGCAACUUAUGAAAUACAC
Molecule: messenger RNA, 2614 nt
Organism: Aplosporella prunicola CBS 121167
Lineage: Eukaryota; Fungi; Ascomycota; Dothideomycetes; Botryosphaeriales; Aplosporellaceae
Exons: 2
Coding region: 38-2434 (798 amino acids)
Biological process (GO): wybutosine biosynthetic process
Molecular function (GO): 4 iron, 4 sulfur cluster binding; catalytic activity; FMN binding
Source: RefSeq, a predicted model, not a curated record